Messenger RNA from Talaromyces stipitatus ATCC 10500, 2480 nucleotides. RefSeq names its product cell cycle control protein (Cwf19), putative. NCBI's taxonomy places the organism in Eukaryota, Fungi, Ascomycota, Eurotiomycetes, Eurotiales, Trichocomaceae. Gene Ontology annotation, cellular component: post-mRNA release spliceosomal complex. Gene Ontology annotation, biological process: mRNA splicing, via spliceosome. The record is from RefSeq and is a predicted model, not a curated record. Bases 81 to 2165 code for a protein of 694 amino acids. The transcript has 2 exons.
AACUCACUACUUUGUCAACGAUACAUCCAUGGCUACGCCAUGAAUCCACUACAAGCAGGCUGAAACUGGAAACCACCAUUAUGACGCUAGAAGACUUUGAAAAAUCGCUUGCGGAGGAUCGCCAACGGAGGGACUCCGAAAACCACAAAGACCGCUCCCGAUCACGCCGCCAUCAUCAUCACCAUCAUAGGCAUCAUCAUCGCAAUUCGUCUAGAACACGCGACAGACAUAGCGAUCGAGGCGAAGACAAAGACGACGACCGCAUACAUAGGCAUAAAAGAUCGCGAAGAGACGAAAAUGACGACGAGGGCGAGAGCUCUCACAAGAGACGGCAUCGCCAUGACCGCAAUCAUGGUGAUGAUCUUGCCCAAGACGAGGUCGUAGAGUCGGCUGUCAAAGUCAGUGCGCAUGACUUGAAACGUGAUUCAUGGAUGCAGCCACCCUCUGCCGACGAUAUCGAGUAUAAACACAGACCGGACAAAAGCACCCAAAAGCAGCCUGAGUCGAGAUCGCUCAGAGCCGAUGUCGAAUUGAAAAUCCACGAUAAGGAACUUAAUACCCAUCUACGUGAUAUAAAGGAAGAGAAGUCUCCCGAGAAGAUUGAGAAUAAGCCUGCGCAACAUGAAGUCAAUUAUACCUUUGGCGAUGCGGGUUCACAGUGGAGAAUGGUAAAAUUGAAAGCUGUGUAUCGAGAAGCCGAAGAGUCAGGCAAAAAGGUGGAAGAUGUCGCAAUUGAACGAUAUGGCGAUUUACGGUCUUUUGAUGAUGCUCGAGAAGAGGAGAUUGAACUGGACCGCAGAGAAAGGUACGGAGAGUCAUAUAUAGGAAAGGAUAAGCCCAGCGGAGAGCUCUUUCAAGAAAGAAAGCUCGAUCAGGGCGUUCACAGGGAUCCUCAAACCCGUGAUCCUCGAGAUAUAGAAUCUCCUGUUAGAGAACAAGGCAAGCCGAUGGACACCGUUGAGCCUACGAAAACAACGCAGCAUCUGGAUGCCACUGCCCUCAACAGGCUUCGCGCAAAAAUGAUGAAAGCAAAAUUAAAAGGCUCGCCCGAAGCAGCCGAGUUGGAGGAACAAUAUAAUGCGGCAGCGGCCUUGAUGGCGAACCGGAAAGAAGGCGACGUUGUUGUUCUCGGUGUUAUGGAGAACAGAAUGUUAGCCGGAAGCUCUAGAAGCGAAGUCAAACCCGUUGAAAAUCGCCGAGGCCGUGAACGUGGUCAAGUAGAGGAGAAUGAGGAUAUGUCGAUUGAAGACAUGUUGGUAGAAGAGCGACGCACGCGCGGCCAAGCCGGCGGAGAAGGUAUGCGACUCGCAGAAAGGAUUGCAAAGGAUGCCAAAUUUGAUAAUGAUUUGGAAUACAUGGACGACAAUGCGGCCAAACUCGCUAGACGAGUACAAAAAUCAGAACUAAACUUAAAAAAUAUAGCCAUCAGCGAGUUCCACAAGAUGAACAGAAUUUUGGAUAAUUGCCCACUGUGUCAUCAUGAAGAUACAAAUACACCCCCAGUGGCCCCGAUUGUGUCAUUGGCAACACGUAUCUACUUGACUUUGCCAACGGAACCUGAACUCAGUGAAGGAAGCGCUAGUAUUGUUCCCAUCCAACAUCGCACGAAUUUGAUGGAAUGCGACGAUGAUGAGUGGGAGGAGAUUCGCAAUUUCAUGAAGAGCCUCACGCGGAUGUACCAUGACCAGGGCCGGGACGUGAUCUUCUAUGAAAAUGCAGCGCACCCAGAUCGAAAACGUCAUGCAUCCAUGGAAGCAGUUCCUCUACCAUAUAGUUUAGGAGAAACCUCUCCAGCUUUCUUCAGAGAAUCUAUACUGGCGGCAGAUGCUGAAUGGACGCAACAUCGAAAAUUGAUAGACACACUAGCAAAGUCUAAACAGGGAUUGGGCAAGCUGGCUUUCCGUCGGACCUUGGUGAAGGAAAUGCCAUACUUCCAUGUUUGGUUCGAGCUCGAUGGUGGCUUAGGUCAUGUUGUGGAGGACCCUCACCGAUGGCCUCGUGGGGAUCUUUUCGCCCGAGAGACGAUAGGGGGGAUGCUGGAUCUUCCUCCGGAUAUUAUUAAAAAGCAAGGCCGGUGGAAUAAAGGCGGUGAUCGACGAGUUGAGCCUUUUCGAAAACGCUGGCGAAAGUUCGAUUGGACUCGCGUUCUCACCGAGGGCCAAUAGUGGGUUUUCUCACUAAGAUCCCAUGUUGACAGAGGGCGUGAUCCGGGCCAACUCAUUUUACGGAUCACCCUAGGAGUUCAUCUGUUCGCUGAAUCCAGGUUUCAAUUUAUAUGUUUCGCGACCAAAUACCUGAACAGCUCCGACAUGGCUAUCACAAUAUGACAACCCAAUCUAUGGCUAUUAGAAUUAGGUUCUACGAUCUGUACACCAUUCUGCAAUUUCAUAUGACCCAAACCCACCAGUUGGAUGAAGUUCCUAAAAACAACAUCUUUCAAUAAAUUGUACCUGGCCAUGCCUACGUAGUAACAGAAAACC